Molecule: messenger RNA, 639 nt
Organism: Bacidia gigantensis
Lineage: Eukaryota; Fungi; Ascomycota; Lecanoromycetes; Lecanorales; Ramalinaceae
Exons: 2
Coding region: 1-639 (212 amino acids)
Source: RefSeq, a predicted model, not a curated record
AUGAUAAAAGGCUACGACAAACCCAAGGCCAGCAGCCACACGCUCGAGGAACCUCAAUUUAAUGGAGUCCUGAUUCGUUGCGAUGGAGAGGUGGCUUUGGGCAAAUCCAGGUUUGAGGCCACCACGCACGACCCGAGAAAGCUGAAUGGCACGAUUCUUUCAUGGUUCAAGAGCGACAUUGUCCGAAUGGUUGGUCUGGAUGUUCAAGUCUGGCAUACCGAUUACAUUGGUAACCAAGACGCUACACAAAGCGAGCAGGCCCAUUACAGGAACGAUGAUGCUGCCAAUCUCAGCUUGUCUUUUUGCGGGGAGACAACAAUUGAACGGAUUGGUCUAAGAGAGGUAGGAUUCGAAGGGGAUGGAGAGUAUAAUCCUGGAACAAUCGUCCUGGUUGCCAAAACACAUUUAGCUGUACAGCAUGUGGAGUUCCUUUGCCACUAUGCAGCCGCCGCCUACAGAGAUGCGAUAGCUUUGAACGAAAAGGCAGGUGGUUCGGAAAUGCUGUGGGAUUGUGGGAAGGCAGAGAUACAUGGUAGGAUGGAAAAUCUUCAGUUUUUGUACGCUUGGCAAGAGUAUCAGGAGGCGAAGGCAAAGACUGAUGAGGCGUGGAGGGGUAUUCCGCCUCCAAACCUGAAAUAG